GAAUUACAAGUUCAUGACGAUGAGGACGGGUAUAUGAAGCUCUUCCUGGAGACCAUCCAUAUCCUUUAUCCCUUCAUUCCCGAACGUCUACUUUUAAGCAAGUUUGAGCAAUUCCGAACGGGGAGCAACACCGAGGAGCAUCGUCACCUCUGGGCCGCGAUAUUCCGAAUGUCUUCCAUCUAACCCUGUCGUUAGCUUUCACAAUCCGCGGGCAAUCCCAUCUUACCCCGCGUAAGAUUUCAUCUACGCGAUCGGCUCUUUCUACACGACGCUGCCUCAUAUGCGGGGCACUGCUAACAAGAACCAUUCUCGGUACUUUGAAAAAGGAAUUUGCGACAUUGAUAGAAAUGAUACGGGGGACUCCCUUGUCCUCAUUUGGGCCCGGCUUGUGGAAUGCUUUUAUUUUCAGGCUGUGGGUAACUAUAACAGAUGCCUGAGCACUCUUGAAUCUCUUCGAACAUCUGCACAGGUCCUUGGCCUACACGAGGCGCAUACCUACCAUCAUCCCUUCAGUCUACAGGAUGAUGACCGCUCACGUACUUGGUUCUCUUUGUAUAUCUUUUCCAGUCUACUCGCGCUUCAGCUCGGCCGACCGACCCCUAUCAAGCCCGCCCCUCAUCAAGACACGAUGCUUCCGAAGAAUGAUGAUAGUAUCGCAUCCUGUUCUUGCUCUGAUGAAGAAGGUGACGAUGACUCUACAAACGAGGAUGCUAUUAGCCAUAUGGAGUACUUUGUCCGUAUGAUUCGUUUCUGCAAUAUAGCAUCUCGUGUCACCAGCUUCGAGUCGCCCUGAAGCAAAGCGUCCAUGGAACAAUGUUGAUCGUCCUUGAGUCUCUGGAGCACGACUUGAUGGAGUGGGAACACGACAUACCAUGGAAUUUCUGCAUGCGCGGCC
Messenger RNA from Aspergillus brunneoviolaceus CBS 621.78, 895 nucleotides. RefSeq names its product fungal specific transcription factor domain-containing protein. The record is from RefSeq and is a predicted model, not a curated record. Lineage: Eukaryota; Fungi; Ascomycota; Eurotiomycetes; Eurotiales; Aspergillaceae. The transcript has 2 exons. The coding region runs from base 281 to 793 and encodes 170 amino acids. Gene Ontology annotation, cellular component: nucleus. Gene Ontology annotation, molecular function: RNA polymerase II cis-regulatory region sequence-specific DNA binding; DNA-binding transcription factor activity, RNA polymerase II-specific; zinc ion binding. Gene Ontology annotation, biological process: DNA-templated transcription; positive regulation of transcription from RNA polymerase II promoter by galactose.